Messenger RNA from Temnothorax curvispinosus, 1098 nucleotides. RefSeq lists its product as uncharacterized. The transcript is spliced from 4 exons. Bases 1 to 1098 code for a protein of 365 amino acids. Lineage: Eukaryota; Metazoa; Arthropoda; Insecta; Hymenoptera; Formicidae. The record is from RefSeq and is a predicted model, not a curated record.
AUGUCAGAUUCGCAGACCAAGCGGAUUUACUGCGGCCAACAGAUAAACAUACCACCGACGUUCCCGCAUAUUCUGAAACUCUACACGAAAGCGGCAAUUCGCACGCAGCCGCACGAUCUUCUGCGAUGGACCGCCACGUAUUUCCGCGCUCUGGCGAACGGCGAGGUGCCUCCGGCGAAGGAUAGACUGGAAUAUCCACCCUUUAUACACCCCUCGGGCAUCACGCCCGGUUACCUGAGGACCCUGCUCAACAGAUUCGGUCACGUGAACAAGAUCUGCCUGAAAGCCCUCCUGCAGGACUGGCGAGGAUUGGAUUUACCCGAGACGGGUCUUUAUCAGCUUUUUAUGGUUGCCGGUUUAUUGCAGGAUAAAGAAUACUGUGACUUUUAUCGAUUCCUCGCGGUCGCCUGUGGAUUUUUAGGAAAUAAUCUUUUUGAGACGAUGAUAUACGUGUGCGAAUUACUGACGCACGAGCCGGAAGGCGGCUCGGCUAUGAUACCCUUGAGGAUUUUCUUGGAUCUCUACGGAUAUCUGGCGGAUCUCGAUUGCGGCGGCGAGCCUCACCGUCGCAAAGCCGAGCGCACCGAUUCCCCGCACGACGCGACAACGUCCGUCUCGGAGCCGUCGUCUGGCACGAUCGAUUUGACGACGAGAGCUUGCAGCUGUGACUUUUCGGAACGCAACGUCGAUGUGCGGGAGACAACUGAUGAUGCAUUCGAGUUUAACUUGGAGAGUGAGGAGGGUGUCAUAGGGGAAGCGGAAGCGAUCGACUCCGAGACUACGACUACUUGGAUCGGUCUUGAAAACUCGUCGGAGAUCUGCCGAUGCCUCGACGAAUCCGAGAGCGACCAGACGCCACCGCCCGACCCGCUGAAAGAGUUCCUGAAGAGGAUGCGGGCGGAGGUGGAGGCGGGUCGUCUGGAAACAAUCUUCCGGGUAUCUGGAAUCGGUCCGCCGGUGUCGCCCGAGCGUGUAACAGCUGUUGGACUGUGGCUGGCAGACUGCGCGCGUCGUCAGGAGGGUCUGGUCGGGCCGCGUAAUAUCCGCCACUUUCUCUGUCCGAAUCUCGAUGAUAUUUUGGAGUGCGAUUGCACGUAA